AUGCCUGAAGCAGAACAGAUGGAAGCAAAAUCGGAUCUGACGCUACAAGAAGAGCUUGGAUUGGCACCUAGAACGAUUGUUCUAGCCAAGGUUAAAGGCUACAGAGCUUGGCCCGCUAUGGUGCUUGAUGAAGAGAUCUUACCAGACAACAUCAAGAAACUCAAACCCAAGUCGGUGAAACAGCAGAAGAAGACGCUGCCGACAAUUCUCGUGCCUGUGAGAUUUUUCAGUGAUGACACUUACAUUUGGAUUAGAAACCAUGACCUAAAAGUGCUCCUGGAUAACGAUAUACAGCUGUUUUUGGAUAAACACUCCACGGCAGGGAAGAAGAAAGACGAACUUCUUGUCUUCGCGUACGAAUUGGCACAGAACCCUCCAGACAUGAAUGAAUUCAAUUUAUGGGGAUCGAGAGGACCCCCAGAUCUGGACCCUGAACCACCUCAGAAGAAGCUCAAGUUGAAACUCAACCUUAAGCCGAAAGAUAAAAAGGGUAAGAAACAAGCACCUGCUAAGCCAAAGACCCCAAAAAAGCCGAAGGUUGAACGCUAUUCAUCCUAUGAAGAAUACGAGAAAGAUCUUGAGAACGCAAGUGAACCGGAGAAUGACGAGUAUGGCAGCGAUUGGGGUCUCAAUGAUAGCGUGUUUGAUUUCGAAACGGGCGACUACGUUUUUGAUGAUGAGAAAGAACAGAAUGCCUUCGUAAGUGAAUUCCCCACUUCGGCCGAAUUGCAGGAAAAUUCAGCAUAUUAUAACGAACAAUUCGAAAUAAUAUUUCAGAAAGUCGCCCCCGCCUUGCUUGAUGGGGAAAUCUCGAACGAGAACACAAUCAACAAGGAGCUUCGAGCAGCAGGAAAGCUCGCCCAGGAGGCCCCAUUGGCUGUGUUUACGAAGUCUCCACUCUACAGGAGCUUGCUCGUGGCUGCUCACAAGCCAGAGGAGAAACUCCCUUCUAAAAGUGUGAAAAGCACAAUUGCAAACUUGCUUAAAAAUUUCUCUUUGGAGACUUGUACAUUAACUAUGGAAGACCUCGUUUUGCCAACGCCGCAGGAAACUCCGAACCAAACUCCUGGCUUGACCCCUGGUCCUGAAAACGGAAUCAAGCAGGAAAGUGAAGCAGCUGCAGAGGUUCAAGAGUCUGACUCGAAUGGCCAAGAACAACGCGAUGCUUCCGAAGCAGCCAAGACGUCUACAGAAUCAGUCGAUCUGGUUUCCGAUGUGGCACACCCAAAUGAAACCGCUGAAUCAACUGCAGUGGCAGAAUAG
Messenger RNA from Candidozyma pseudohaemuli, 1263 nucleotides. RefSeq lists its product as uncharacterized. The transcript has a single exon. Bases 1 to 1263 code for a protein of 420 amino acids. NCBI's taxonomy places the organism in Eukaryota, Fungi, Ascomycota, Pichiomycetes, Serinales, Metschnikowiaceae. The record is from RefSeq and is a predicted model, not a curated record.